Messenger RNA from Sturnus vulgaris (Common starling), 2125 nucleotides. It is a transcript of the gene TRMU, whose product is annotated as tRNA mitochondrial 2-thiouridylase. The record is from RefSeq and is a predicted model, not a curated record. Gene Ontology annotation, cellular component: mitochondrion. Gene Ontology annotation, biological process: tRNA wobble position uridine thiolation. NCBI's taxonomy places the organism in Eukaryota, Metazoa, Chordata, Aves, Passeriformes, Sturnidae. Gene Ontology annotation, molecular function: sulfurtransferase activity.
AUGCUGGCGGCUCAGGGGCGCCGCGUGGCCUGCGCCGUGUCCGGCGGCGUGGACAGCGCCGUGGCCGCGCUGCUGCUGCGCCGCCGAGGCUAUCAGGUGACAGGUGUGUUUAUGAAGAACUGGGACCCUCUGGAUGAACAGGGAGCUUGCUCUAUUGACAGAGAUUGUGAAGAUGCCUAUCGGGUGUGCCAGAAGCUUGAUAUCCCAUUUCACCAGAUUUCCUACGUGAAGGAAUACUGGAAUGAAGUAUUCAGUGACCUCUUAAAAGAGUAUGAAUUGGGAAGGACGCCUAAUCCUGAUAUUUUAUGUAACAAGCACAUCAAAUUCAACUAUUUCCUGCAUUAUGCUAUGGAUAACCUUGGAGCAGAUGCAAUUGCUACUGGGCAUUAUGCCAGGACCUCACUGGAGGAUGAGGAAGUGUUUCAACAGAAAUAUACGAAAAGACCACAGAAGCUUUUCAGAAACCGUUUUGAAGUUAGGAAUACUGUGAAACUUCUUCAAGGGGCUGACCUCUUUAAGGACCAGACCUUCUUUCUAAGUCAGAUUUCACAGGAUGCUUUGAGGAAAACCAUCUUCCCUUUAGGGGAUUUAACAAAAAGUUUUGUAAAGAAGAUAGCAGCAGAACAUGACCUUCAUCAUGUGCUAAAGAAAAAAGAGAGUAUGGGGAUCUGUUUCAUUGGUGAAAGAAACUUUGAAAAUUUCCUUCUUGAGUAUUUGGAACCUCAACCAGGUAACUUUGUUUCCAUUGAAGAUAAGAAGGUGAUGGGAAGACACAAAGGUUGGUUCCUCUUCACAAUCGGCCAGAGGGCUCGGCUGGCAGGCCUCAAGGAGGCUUGGUUUGUUGUAGACAAAGAUGUUAGCACUGGAGAUGUCUUUGUGGCACCAUCAAGAGAUCACCCUGCUCUGUACAGAGACCUCCUGCGAACAAACCGAGUGCACUGGAUAGCAGAGGAACCUCCGGCAGAGCUCGUUAGAGAGAAGAUGAUGGAAUGUCAUUUCAGAUUUCGGCACCAGAUGGAGCUGGUGCCUUGUGUCCUGACUCUAAACCAAGAUGGGAGUGUGUGGAUAACACUAGUGAAGCCAGCAAGAGCUAUCACACCUGGACAGUUUGCUGUUUUCUACAAGGGAGACGAAUGCCUGGGCAGUGGGAAGAUCCUGAGGAUAGGCCCAUCAGUGUACACCUUGCAACAGGGCAAAAACCAAGAGGAGAGUCCAAAGAAGGAAGAGAUUGACAAAAUAGAACCAGCAACAUAACGCCUGGGAUUGUUUAUUGAAGGACUUUGGAGAAUUUGCUGACUGAGAACAAUAAAAACUAUAAUAAAUGUGGUUCUUAAGGCCAGUUAACCAGAGAGUCCCAGCUCUUGACUGUUAGCACUGAAGGAGUUUAAAGCCAAUCUGGUGCAAUUUUGCUGGACUGUAUGGUGCUGUUUAUAUUAAUACAUAUCAAGGGCUGUCCUAAGGUGUUCUGUAAUAGUAAUCUUACAUGCAAGAAUUUUAAUACAAAAAUCAUGUCUGAAAUAAUAAAUCUAUCUCUUAUGCUUAUGUGAAAUGCUUUUUCCCCCCCCCCCUUACUUAAAGGUACCUGUCCCUAGUAAAAUAUAUAUGUUAUUUUAUACUAAAUGUGUGUUUGUGCUUUGAACUCUGGAAGAGGAAUGAAUGAUGUUUAAAUUCAGCAUUUGGAGUGAACUCCAGGCAGCAGAUACUUAUUUUUCAUUUUGCAUAGUUUUAUAAGAAAUGCUUUGGACUCUUAAACUGUAUUAAGUAGUCGCAUCAGAUGUUUAUAUAAAUCAGAAUUACAAAUCUUUGAGGCUUAAAAGUCUUGAAUGUUAAAUGUUUUUACACAGCUGACUAAUUUUCUGUUAACUCCUGAGGUCUGAGGCUGUUUGGUUUAUCUCUUGGAGAAGAGAAUGCAUUGGUAUGCUUGAGCAAAAUGCAAAUUCAUAGGGAUUUCCUUAUUGUGGAUCAAUAUAGACCUGAUAAUGAUUGGAUCUUGCCAUGUUUCAAAAUGAAGUGUUCUUAGGAAGAGCUGAAUACUCCAUCAAAAUUAGGUAGUUUUAUAAGGACUGGGUGCAUAUUGAGGAUACCCUAAAUUUAUAAUAAAACUUAAUUGCAGCAUUAGCAAAAA